Messenger RNA from Salvelinus namaycush (lake trout), 7981 nucleotides. RefSeq names its product BCL-6 corepressor-like. Gene Ontology annotation, cellular component: nucleus. NCBI's taxonomy places the organism in Eukaryota, Metazoa, Chordata, Actinopteri, Salmoniformes, Salmonidae. Gene Ontology annotation, molecular function: transcription corepressor activity; protein binding. The coding region runs from base 742 to 6579 and encodes 1945 amino acids. The transcript is spliced from 14 exons. Gene Ontology annotation, biological process: negative regulation of transcription by RNA polymerase II. The record is from RefSeq and is a predicted model, not a curated record.
CAGCAAUCCACUCCGCUCCGCGCGCCCUGUUCGGCGUCUUCAGCAACUCGGCACGAAAGGAGCUACCAGGAACUUUCAGAGAAAAACUACGGAAAGAUAGACAUUCCCGACCUUUUUCCCAAUAUCAACGGAGAUAAAUAGUAUAUUUUCGGAAUAGACUGGGAUUGACGAGAUUGGAAGUAAGAGCUUUGAAACGGCAUGCUCUGAUAAAACCCAACAUGGCGCUGCGAGAUACGACCGAGCUGAAUGCAUUUCUGGAGUCCGCGGACCUCGCCACCUGUAUCCUUGCGCACUGCUAAACUGUACGUUACCAGCCACUGGGACGUUCUAUAAAGGAUGAUUGGAAACCUUAUUUCUAGGGAUUUGUCACACUAAGUCGAUUUUGACGGCUUUUCUCUCGUCUGGAAACAUAUUGACAUUUCACUGUGAAAAAGUAUUGUGCGAGUGUAAAGGAAACACUAUAACAUAUGGUUUAAUUGACUGACAAGUAAAUAACCCGUUAGACACACUUCUGCAUAUUUAUAUCCAACGGUUUGAAUUUUCACUGGCCCGGGAUGUCUAUGCUUUUAUAACGGAAUCGUAACCUCCACGCACGAAUAUUUGCUCAGAGCCGUGAACAACUUGGAAAAACGGGAAAAGGAAAGUUGGAAAUAGAGGAUAUUGACCAGGAGAGUACCUGUUAGUGAUGCGGGGACCCAGAGAAACCUGGAUUUAAGAGAAGGCAACCACAUCACACAAAGCAUGGUGGAUGCCAGGCUAACGCCCCUGGCCACCAUGGGGCUGGACCGCAAUGCCUUGAUGCGGGACGGCCUCCGCCAUCACGGCAGCGUAGUUUACCCAGGGAUCCGAGCGCUGUCGGCCGAGAAGCCCCACGAGGGGUCCACUACCCUCCCCCUCAGCUACAACCGGGACGGCCUUCCAGACCUCCUCUACAAGCCUGACAUUUCCAUGGACCGGAGCAAGCCUACCAACGGCUACCUGGACCUGUACAAGAGCUCUCCACCAAGCCUCCAUAGAGGACCAGAAGGGCUGGACAGGAGAGGUGUGGGACCUGGGGGGGAGAAGCCCUCAGAGCUGGGUCUGGGGGGUGCUGGUGCAGGAGCAGGCGGGUACCUGCGUCUGCCCUGGGGGCUGAGCCGGGGGCUGUACCCCGAGGCGGGCCUCUACCCCUAUAUGGACUCUUCCAAGUAUGCGGCCCUCAGCAUGUACAAGGCCCAGUUCCUCAAUCAGCCCAGCCCCUACCUGCCCCAGCACCUGGCCUACCAGUCCCUCUGUGCCUCCCAGGGGGGGAACAUGAACCCUGCUGCUGCCUCGGCCGCCGAGAGGCUCUACUACAUGCCCCCCUACCCCCCGUCCCCCAUCUCCUCCUCCCUGGUGGGGUCUCCCAUGAGGAUCCCAGCGGUGUCGGUGGCCCCCACCUCCAUGGUGCACUGCCAGGAGAAGGGAUUGAGUGUCGGGUCUCGUGUCCACCACGAGGGGUCUCCGUUUGGGCAGCAGCUUCACCAGCCGCCCCCUCCGCCCCAGCACCUUCUCCCCCCCCACACAGACAGAGACCGAGACAGACCCCCCAGCAGAAGCAAUAAGCCCAGUAGACCCCCCUCCAACAAAGGAGCCAGUAACAGCAGUGGUAGUAGUAGUAGUAGUGGUGGUAGCAGUGGUGGGAGUAAUACUAAUAGUAGUAGCCUUCCUAUUGAUUCCUCCCCUCGCGCCUCUUCUCGCCUCCCCCAGCCUGCUCCUCCCCUGCCUCCCCCUCACAUAGACAGCACCAUGGACCUACAGAGGGCAGUCUCUAGAAUAGUACCGUUAUCUUCCUCCUCUUGUUCCUCUUCCUCUUCCCAGACGAUACCUCACUCAUUCUAUGUGAGCAGCAUGGCUCCAGAGCACCCAUCCCCUGCCUGGCCCAGCCCCCACAAACCCAGACCCAGAGAUGGGGUGUCGGAUCACAGGGCUGGAGGAUGUGAGAAGAGACCCAGUCAGUGCCCUUCUAAACCAUCCUCUGAGCGGCCAGCCCCACUGAACCAGCCCCCGACUACCAAAGACCCAGCAGACCCAAAGCCUCUCGACCUCUCUGGAAGAUUGUUGGAGUUAGGCCUGCCUCCUAACAGCUUCCCUGUGAAGAUGGAGGCUCUGGGGUCCCCGGGGCCUCGGUACGGACCUCCCCCUAGCCGGGAGCUCCUGAAAGAGACCCUCUCUCUCUCACCCCCCUCCCUACCCUCCCACUCCCACUCAGUGGUCAGCAGCACUUCCUCUAAAGCCCCAGAGAGGCCGGAGAUGAUCAGCACUUUGCACUCCUCCUGGGUGGUGCCCACCCUUACACCCACCUACACCAUUGGGUCUACCCACGCACACCCCCACCCCCCAGCCAUGUCCCCAUCCCCCAGGCCCAGCCCAGACACCCAAGGGAAAGGCUCCUCUCCAUCUGUCAUCAAACACAAGGCUCUGGAGAGAGUCCUGCCCCAGCCCCAGCAACGCAGUCCAUCCUGCCCCAGGGUAGGAGAGACAAAUACUACCCCAAUACCUUCCAAUCUCAAUCCUCCCUCCACAAUACCCUUGUCCCCCAAACCCAAUAAUGAUUGGCCCAAACACAGCCCCAGCCAAUCAGAAAGUUCCCCCAUGGCCGGCCAUCUUAGGAACUCCACAGAGAAGCCCCCCAAAGCCCCCAAGAGGGCUGAGACAUCCCAGGAGGUGUCUCCAUAUAAUAAACGUCAGUGUCUAGAGAAUGCCAAUGGGCACCCACCCAGCCACCUCUACCUGCCCCAGAGCGAGGCCUACCUACCUCACAGCAUGGUGUACGCCAACCGAUACCUGCACUACUCUGUACCCGACGGCAUGGCCCUCCACUCUCUCCCUCUGCCAGGGAAGGGCCCUGCCUACCCUCCCCCCAUCCUGCUUGGCAGUAACAGCCUUUACCCUUCCCACCUGGCAGCCAAACACCCCUUACCAUACCACAGCCACGCUGGGGAGUACCUCACGUACAACUCCCAGGAGAUGGCCCACCCUCUGAUGCACACACACACAGACUCUAAAGCCCUGGAGCGGGCAGAUCAGGGGCCCAAGUCCCGUGGCCAGGGCCAGGACAAACCUAGGGGACUCAAAGAGGAUUUUGGUGUAUCCCACAGGGGCCGGAGUGAUGUGGAGACAGGGGAGGGGUCCCAUGUGAAGCGCAAUAAAGAUGCAGGGGAGUGGGGAGGGAGCCAGCCCAGACCCCUCUCCUCCUCCAGCACCAGUAUCCCUUCCAAAGAUAGAAUCGUCUGCAUUGACCUCGUCCACUCCGACACAGAUGGAGAGUCCACGCCGGCCGCCAACCAGCCGCCACUCCCUGUCAUCGUUCCCAUCACCAGGGGCAACCAACACCAGUGUGGCCAUGGCGACCAAAGCAUGAGGGAAGUGGAGCGGGAGCCAGAACACCAACUGCAUCAUCAUCAUCUUCAUCACCACCCCAGCCCAAGCUCCACCCUGAGAACUACCCACACAGACAGACAACCAGAGACCCCCUGUAUGAGACCCAGGCCCCUCCAGGAGACAGGCUGUCCGGGUGUGGCCUCUAGCCCACCUCAGGGCUCCCCAGGACUGGUUACUCGGGCCGAGGAGAGCCGUGAGGACCAGAUCCCUUCCUCAGACCCAAUGGACCAGAGGGAGCAGGUCAAAAGCACCCUGCGCUGUGCCCGCACAUCUGGGGACCGCAAGACGAGAGACCGGACUCUUGGAGAUUGUGACCGCACCGCAGUAGACCGUACAACUGGUGAUAGUGGCCGCAUGCCUGGCGACCGCACGUCUAGAGAUCGCACAUCAUCUUGCGACCGCACGUCUGGAGAGGAGAGAGAAGAGAUGGACAGACGAACCUCCUUCCACCCCAUCUAUCGCUACAUGGACCUGGGGAAGGAAAGAGAAAGAGAAGGAGAGAGCGUUGAAGACACAGAGGAGUCACAUGGAGAGGGGGAUGAGGACGAGGAGGGUGGACGAAGAGGUUCACGGAGGACCAGUCUGACCAAGAGGAUCGCUAACUCUUCAGGCUACGUCGGCGACCGCAUCAAAUGUGUCACAACCGAGCUGUAUGCAGACUCUAGCAAGCUGAGUCGGGAACAGCGCGCCCUGCAGAUGGAAGUCAUAUCACGAGAGGGGAGUAAUAUAAGUCGCCCUGCAGCUAACUGGGAGCGGGCGAUGAUGCGGUUCUCGGAGCUGGAGCUGAAGGAGAAGGAGUGCGGGGGGGUGUGUGUGUCUGCAGCGGUAGCAGGACAGGAGUUGGCAGACCGCCAGCGGAGAGAAAGAGAGUGGGAACACUGCCAACACACCGCCAGGCAGGGAGAGAGGGAGGGUGGAAGGCAGGACUAUGGGAACAACAGAGUCCCAGUCCUCCAGAGGUGUGGGGGCCAUAGGGAGAGCCUGUACCCAGGGCAGGAGGCCUGGGAGGGGGAUAGAGAUGGUGCCAGAGAGGGUGAGGGUUGGCGAUGUUCACCCCCAGUCCUGGCACUGGCAGACCGGCACCCCCAGGAGAAGGGUGGGCAGGGCAUGGUACCCAUUAGGAAACACACACACAGCCUACAGAAGGGAGAGGAGGAAGGAGAAAAGACCUCAGAGAAGGCCAGAAUGAAUUCAGAUGCGUGUGUGCUGUGGGGCAGUGAGCAACCUACGGCUCCUGCUACUAAUGAGGAUGAUGAUGAUGAAGAGGUGAGGAAGCUGAAGGUGUGUAUCGAGCUGAAGGGGCUCCGCCUCCGCAAGCCCACCUCUUCCUCCCCCGAGAGGCCAGAGGUCAAAGAGGAGAGGACAUGGUCAUCACAUCACAGCCCCUCCUUCCUGCCCCGGACCCGACCCCCGACACCAACCUGGAGCCCAGCCCAUGCCCCGCCCCCUCGGGAUAGGAAGUUCAAGGUUGAUCCGGAAGUGAAACCUCUGUCACAGAAGCCAGAGAUCACAAAAAGCUGGGCCAGAGAGAUGCUGGCUAAUGGAGAUGCUAAACGAGUUGGACUGCUCCCUUCAACCCAGCAGAGGGACAGAUCUGCCCCCCAGGGGCCCCUCAUGGGGCAAGGAUGUGACUGGGGAUCCAAGGAACCCAGGAGAGGAGGGCUGGGGGUGAAGACUGAGGGUCAGUGUCCCCCCCCCUCGGCCCCUGAGCCCCCCACCGAAGACACAGCCUCUCUCAAGCCCCGUCGUCAUAGCGACACAGACAAACCCAAGGGCAAGCGACCGUGCAAGACCAAACACAUCAGCCAGAGAGAGAGGGAGCAGAGGAGAGAGCUGCUGAACGGUGGCAGCAACCAGCAUGGAAGCACUGAUCUGGGAGCAGCUUUGGAGGACAAGGUCAGUGAGCAGUGUGCUCGGAGGAAGAGACCCUCUUCGCCCCUCCAUUACCUCGGUUCUCCGGUCAAGCCCUGUUCCCGCGCAACGCGGCCCCCUUCCGUACCCCCUCAGGUGAACGGCUCUGGGACUGUCCCACCGGAUGGAGCAGGGGUGAGGAGGGCCCUGCCUGCUGAGCCUCCCGUGGUGCGGCCCAUCCCCCCAGAGGCGCGGAGACUAAUUGUCAAUAAGAACGCCGGAGAGACGCUGUUACAGAGAGCAGCACGGCUCGGAUACGAGGAGGUAGUGCUGUACUGCGUGGAGAACCGUGUGUGUGAGGUGAACCACAGGGACUAUGCAGGCUACUGUGCCCUCCACGAGGCCUGCGCCCGCGGCUGGAUCUCUAUAGUCAUACACCUGCUGGAGCACGGGGCCGACAUCAACUGCAGUGCACAGGAUGGCACCAGGCCUCUGCAUGACGCGGUGGAAAAUGACCAUCUGGACGUAGUGCGUGUGUUGCUGUCCUACGGGGCUGACCCUACUCUAGCCACCUACUCCGGCCGCGGUCUGCUCAAGAUGACCCACAGCGACAGCAUGGAGCGAUUCCUCACUGAUUAUUUUGCUGACCUGCAGGGCCGCUCUAAUGAUGACCCAGAAAUCUAUUGGGAAUUCUAUGGCAGCGCUGUGUGUGAGUCGUUAGAGGAGGGCAGUGUGUGUGACAUACUGGCGGACCCCCCAGGGCCAGAGGACAAGGACAGGAGGGAGCUCUUUGAGUUUGAGUUCUCCGACCGACCCCUCCUCCCCUGCUACAACAUCCAGGUGUCCCUGUCGCAGGGGCCCAGGAACUGGCUUCUCCUCUCAGAUGUUCUCCGGCGGCUGCGAAUGUCUGCCCGUUCCUUCCGCUCCUCCUUCCCCCACAUGGAGGUGGUGACGAUGGCCGAGGCAGAGUUUUACCGCCAGGCAUCUCUCUCCCAGCUCUUUUCCUGCUCAGACGAGCUGGAGGGCUUCCAGCCUGACAGCAAGGAGCUGCUGGACCUGGUGGAGGGGAGUGCUGAACUGGCCGCUCUGCUGGGUUCUAAUCUGGAGUGCCUCGACGACCGCUGGGACGAACCCCCGGAGGCUAACGCUAAUGUUGACGAAAAGGCUAAUGUCAAUGGGAACAUUAGGGCUAUGGCUAAUGCUAACAGUAACGUUAACGCUAAGGUCAAUGGGAACAUUAGGGCUAUGGCUAAAGGUAACAUUAGCGCUAAGACUAAUGGUAGCACUCAUGUUAAAGCUAAGGCUAACGCUAACAGAAGGUCGUGACCUGAACUUUGACCCUGAAUUCUGAAUCCCUGCUCUACAGUGGGGGGUUAAAAUGGGUGAAUGAAUAAGACCACCGCCCUGAGAUCUGAGAUUGAACCCCUGCUCUGUACCUGUGUGCUGGACACAGUACAGACAGAGCAGCAGAGACUGAAUAUGUAUGUCCAUCAAGUAAAGAUGGAGAGACGACUGUAACUUAACAAUGGUCUUAUUUUUUAUAAAUGUAUUAAUAUAUGUAUAAAUAUAUAAAUAUAUCUGGAAAUGUUUUCUCAAUUUCUAUCCUUCAAAGUGUGGUGUUGUCAUGAAUGAAAGGUUGUGUACAGAGGCGUCAUGCCCAUGUCACAGAGGCACGUUCCCUCUCAGAUUUGUCCUGUUAUGAAAAAAUAAAUCCAAAUUGCAAUAUAUAUUUUUUGUAUUAUUAUAUAUAUUUUUUGUAAUACUAGCCACUUGGCUGUUUUAUGAAGUUGGCUUUAGCUAGCGCAAAUAGGUUCCCAAUCUACCAACCUCAUUAUUCACUAACAAGAAGCCAUAGCUAGCUUGUCUAACUAUUUUAUCUAGCAUGCCUGCUGGCACCGUUGGUAGACUUUAGAAAAGCAAACAAUAACUAAAUGUACUGAAUAAGACUAACAUUCCUUUCAAUCUUUUAACAAGAUUUAAUCAGAGAUGCAGAGAAGCAUAUUUAGUUUCUUUUAAAAAAAGAACCGCCAGUCAGGAGGAUAUGCCGAAAGAAAAUAUACUUUUUUUUAGUUUUUACAUAGAAUUAAGCAUAAUGAUUAUGGCUCCAGAUUUAAUUUUUUAAAAGCUGUUUCAGGUGUUUGAAAAAUGCUACAUUCUCCAACUUCAGGAUAGGGGGUCCUAGCCCACCUCCAAACCAACCCCCAACCAAUCCUCACUCACUUUGUGCCCCCUCACAUUUUUGGGGUGCAUGACGCCCCUGUUUGUGUGUGUACAGUAUGUGUGUUAAACAGUACAUUAUGUGUGUGUCAGUUUAUACGGCAGUGUGUACAGUCUGAGCACUGAGGCUGCGCUUUUGAAUGUGACAUUUUGUGUUGAUAGGAAACAAACGUUGACGAUCUCUUCUAAUAGUUUUCUGGUCUGCUCAGACAGACUUAGCGCCCUCUUCACCCUCAGGGGCUGUUUUGAACCUGUGUUCAAUCUGCUUCUCAUUUAGUCUGCUAAACUGCAGAGAGAUGUGUUUUUUGUAUAAUAGGAACGUUUUAAAGAUGAUGAGAAGAUAUUCGCCCUUCAGCACAGAGCUUGUACAUAACAGGGUGGCUAUUGCAGUACAGUAUCAGUUUUACUGUUUGAUGGGUCAUUUUUUUGUUUUAACUUUGCAAUUAAAAUAUCUCAUUUGUAUUUAUAUUUUACAAAAAAAAUGCUUUAAAAUAAAUCUUAAAAACUGCAA